AGCGGCUGCAACGCAACGCUGCACAACCUUUCUCUCCUCUUUCCCUAUUUCUGUUUUUAUUAUCUUUUGUUUUGUUGCCUCUCCUUCUUUUUCUCUUUCUACAACCUGACUGGAUUGUACUUUACCGACAUUGAUUCUCCCUUCUAACUAACUCUCUCUCUCCCUCCUUUCCUGUUUCAUCAUCAAUUUAUAUUUAUAUAUUUAUAUUUAUAUUUAUAUUUAUAUAUAUGGAUACAAUUAUUUACCUGACAUUAAUUACCUUUCCCUUCCUCGUUUGUUGGUUGGUUUGUUUCUUUUCCUUUUAUUAUUAUCUAUUAUUAGUAUUGUUUUAUCAUCUAGACUUUUCUUUUUUUUCUACUGUUGCUGUGCUUUGUGGGUUGUAACGUCCCUUAGCGUGAGUUGAAGCCGCCGCCGCUGUGCAGCGCUGAUUCUGUUGCCUUCUUUGAAGGCCGCUCGGCACGCUUUCUUGAGGCAUGUUUUAAGUGUGUUUGUGUGGGUGGGUAUGUGUGAAGAGAAGGGGGGGAGGUCUCCCUCCUCCUCCGUUGGUAUUAUGGAUCAUCAACGAUCCCUUAGGCUUUUAAGCCUCUCGUCCUCUUCGCUUUUCUUUAUAUCUUAUCUUUGUGAUGCCUGUUAUUUUCGUGUGUUUUCUUUUUUCCUCUGAUUUCUCUUCCUAUCUUCUUCUCUCCCUCUCGCUCUCUGUGCAUCGCAGCUCAUUGAGCUGUACGAUUCAUGUACAACGACGGCCGACAAGCACACGCAUUACACAUGUCUCUGCGCAAACGGAUCUCCAUUCAAAAGGGGAAAUAUAUAUACGGCGUUCUGAUCAGCAAGAGUAAAGGAUAAGACGCUUCUGUGCGUGCGUGUGUGUCGGUCCGUCGUCAUCUCUGUGUGUCCGGGUGUGUUUUGAUUGUUUUUUUAUUUCUUUUUCUCUUUCUCUCUCUCUCUCUUGGUUGUCAUAGCCAUUGCUUCGGCGGCUCCUCUCUGUGGGUGUUAUUUCCUUGACGUCUCACUCCAAAAACCGCAAAACGUGUACGCGCUGUCGUGGUCGUUCUCCUUGGCAACGCAUCACGAGAGGGUGUCUUUGGUUUGAUUGGUCUUUCCUAGUGACUCUUGACCACCACCACCUCCUUUUCCGACUUGCCCUCUAACGGAAGGAGAGCUCUAGACGGCACACGCUGCCCCGUGGCGAUGCCCCUUUUACCCUCAACUGUGCACGAUUUUUGGGUUUGGUGUCUUAACGCUCCUCCUCCUCCUCCGCCGCCGCCGCCGCCGCCGCUCUCCCCUCAAACUUUUUUUUCCUUCUUCGAUCGCUUUUCUUUUGGUUUUUGUGCUGUUUCUUCGUUUCUUCGCCGCCACUGCACCCCCCCCCCCUCCCGACUCUGCCAAGAGCAGAUUCAUCGCUCGACGUGUCAGUAUCGCGCGCUUGACGUGGGUGGGCGGGUGCAUCUAGUGUGGUUCCUUCGAAGCACUCCGUAAGCGAACACACACACAUUCCUCUCUUUAUUUAUCUAUCUAGAUAUAUUUCUAUUCUCCACCAGCGUAAUGCGGGGCAACAGCAACUCUCGCACACCGGCGAGCGACUUCGUGCAGGACUACGCCGCGAAGCGCCAGGCGCAGAUGGACCGCGCACGGCAGCUCCGUGAGGAACGCCUUCAGCAACAGCAACAACAGCAGCUACCGCUGUCGCCCAACCGGGGUGGUGACGUCAGCGGUGGCGGUGGUGGUGGUGGGGCCGCCCCAUCGCUUACGUCACCGACGGCCUCGCAGGGCAGCGGAGGUGGUGGCGCCGCCGCCUCCUCACGCCCUCCCCCGCACGUGCCGCACUCCCGUCAUCCGUCGUCAGCGCAUGGGAGCUCCGACGCAGCCGCAGCGGCGGGGGCGGACUCGCCAACGGAUGGGGGGCGGGUACUGUAUGUGAAAGAGGCGAACUUCAAGCAGGCCUCGCAGGCGGGCAUUAUAACCCCCGAUCAGGCCCGGCAGCUCUGGGCAAUGCUGUCGAACCAGAUUAUUCGGGUGUGCCCCCCGGGCGCCGGGCAGAGCGCGAACGCGGUGUCGGUGAGCAGCCUACUGGCGCUGUCGAACAACUCCUCGACGUCGUCGAGCACGGACCGGAGGAGCGCCAACGGAGGUGGAGGAAGCAACAACAAUACCGGCUUUGGAGCCAGCAUUUCCCUCGAGUCCCUCCGCACGAGCAUCGCGUUUUUCAAGCGCGAGCAGCAGCGCCUUCGGCGGCAGCAGCAGCAGGGUGGGGGUAGCGGGAAUGGCGGUGCGAGCAGCAACGGUGGUGGAGGACCGACAGCAGCAGGCGGCCGCCCGGCAUCCUCGUCGAAAGCAAACAACGCGUUGACCGCCGGCAGCGCGCCUUCGCCGCCGCAACGUCCGUCGUACGGCAGCGAAGAAGACGAAGACGCAGAUCCGCACGGGGAUGAGGAGAACGCCCGUGGUGCGGCGGCGGCACCGCCACUGCGCGGCAGCCCCAGCGGCCGCCACAGCAGCCACCGCCCCGCUUGGAACUCCGACGUGGACGUCGACUACGCAAAUGAGCCGCCCGUCGCGUCCUCCGCAAGCGGCGCGGCAGCCCGGAAGAAGCCCCGCACGGGCGCGACAGCGAAGGCGAGCGCGGUCCGCCCUGCUCCUGGCAGCAAAGCCCCACCGUCAGGGGUGUCAUCGUCUUCCACUGCUCGUGUGUCUCAGCCAGUCCCGAACAGCAGCAGCGGUGGUGGUGGUGGUGAUGGCCGUCGGUCCAGCUACGAUGAAAGGCACGCCUCGGAGUCCGCAUACCUAUCCUCACCUCCCCCUGCUUCUGCUGCUGCUCAACCUCGCAGUACAGCCGCAGCAGGUCGACGUCCACCAACAAACCGCAGCGCCGUGAGUGGUGGUAGUGGUGGUGGUGGCGCACCGCUGCUGCUCGAUGACGUACCAGUCGGCGCUGGCGCUGGAGGGGGUAUGAGUGAUUGGUCCAACGCCUACCCGCCCGGCAUGGCUCCGCCAGACAGCCGCGGCGGUGCUGCGGUGGACGUGACGGGUGGCCUCAGCAUUGCGGACGCGCCGGAAAACGAGAUGAUCGCAGCGGAGGCCGCCGCCGCGGCGCGGGAACCGACAGCGGCGUGCCCCACUUGCGGACGCACCUUCCGCGCGUCGGUUCUGCCGCGGCACCAAGCGCUGUGCCGCAAGCAGGCGAACAAACCACGAAAGGUGUUCAACAUGCGCGAUCAGCGUUUAGAUGGGGUGGAGGGGAUUAAGGAGGUACAGCGCGUGGCUCCGCGUAAUGCGCGAGGUGGUGGUGCUGGUGUCGCUGCCGGUGGUGGUCGUGUUGGUGGUGGUGGUGCGGGCAGUGAUGCCGUUAAAGGCAAACUCCCCAAGUGGAAGGUGCAGCACGAGCAGUUUCAAGCCGCGAUGCGUGCGGUACGGGGGCAGCCUCAGGGCGGUGGUGGCGGUGGAGGGUUUGCACCGCCACCGGCACCGCUUCCGGAGGAGUACGACGACCGCGUGCCGUGCCCGCACUGCGGACGGAAGUUUGCGGAGGAUGUCGCGGCCCGACACAUUCCGAAGUGCGCGACAACGGUGGCGAAGCCGAAAGGCAUCCGUCCGAUUCGCCGCUAG
This is a messenger RNA of Leptomonas pyrrhocoris, 3603 nucleotides long. RefSeq lists its product as hypothetical. The record is from RefSeq and is a predicted model, not a curated record. NCBI's taxonomy places the organism in Eukaryota, Euglenozoa, Kinetoplastea, Trypanosomatida, Trypanosomatidae. The coding region runs from base 1543 to 3603 and encodes 686 amino acids. The transcript has a single exon.